AUGACUAUUGCAAAAGAAGUUACUCCAUCAGAUGAGAUUAAGGGUGCACCAGCAGUUCCUUACUACACACCAGAUCAACCGGUUAGAGCCGGUACCUUUUAUCAUGAUGAAUCUAAUCAAGACCAAGAGCCACCCGCUCUUUUCAAACCUUUGAAAAUCGGGCCACUCACUUUGCAAAACAGAAUUGGUGUUUCGCCAAUGUGUCAAUACUCGGCAAAUGAUAAAUUAGAAGCAACUCCAUACCAUUUGAUUCAUUAUGGUGCAUUGGUCACCAGGGGUCCUGGAAUUACCAUUGUCGAAAGUACCUCAGUCAGUCCAGAAGGUGGAUUGAGUCCUCAUGAUUUAGGAAUUUGGACAAAUGCACAAGCCGAAAGUUUGAAACCAGUUGUUGAAUAUGCACAUUCACAAAAACAGUUGAUUGCUAUUCAAUUAGGACACGGAGGUAGAAAAGCUUCAGGACAACCACCAUUCUUGCAUUUGGAACAAGCAGCUGAUGCAUCAGUUGGUGGAUGGCCUGAUAAGACUGUUGCUCCAUCGGCUGUUCCAUUUAGACCACAUGGUAACUACCCUGUACCUCAUGAGUUGAGUGUAAAGGAUAUCAAGAGAAUUAUCAAGGAGUUUGGUGAAGCUGCCAGGAGAUCUGUUGAGAUUAGUGGAUUUGAUGCAGUUGAGGUCCACAGCGCCCACGGAUAUCUUUCCAAUGAAUUCUACAGUUCUGUCUCAAACAAGAGAACCGAUGAAUACGGUGGCAGUUAUGAAAAUAGAGUCAGGUUCUUAAUGGAGGUUAUUGAUGAGAUCAAGUCCAAUAUUGAUAUCAAAAAAACGCCAAUCUUUGUUAGAAUCUCUGCUGUUGAGAAUAGUCCUGCUCCAGAAGCAUGGUCUAUUGAGGAUUCAAAGAGAUUGGCUGAUUUAUUAAUUGAAAAGGGAGUCAGUUUGCUCGAUGUUUCAUCAGGUGGAAAUGAUUAUAGACAAGCAGCAAGAUCGAACAUUGAUUCGAAGAACAAAGAACCAAUUCAUGUACCGUUUUCGCGUGCAUUGAAGGAACACGUUGGCGAUAAAUUGGUCGUCAGUUGUGUUGGGGGAUUGGACAAAGACUCUCAUGAAUUGAACCGUUUUGUUGAACAAGGUGCGUUUGACUUGGCAUUAGUUGCUAGGGGUUUCUUGAGAAACCCAGGUUUGGUUUGGGCCAUAGCUGAUGACUUGGGAGUUAGAUUACAUCAAGCAUUGCAAUUGGCUUGGGGAUUCUGGCCAAACAAGCAACAAAUUGUUGACUUGAUUGCCAGAACUGAAAAAGCUGAGCAGGCUGAAAAGGCAGGCAGCAAGUAUUAA
Molecule: messenger RNA, 1329 nt
Organism: Lodderomyces margitis
Lineage: Eukaryota; Fungi; Ascomycota; Pichiomycetes; Serinales; Debaryomycetaceae
Gene: OYE32
Product: Oye32p
Exons: 1
Coding region: 1-1329 (442 amino acids)
Cellular component (GO): intracellular anatomical structure
Molecular function (GO): NADPH dehydrogenase activity; FMN binding; NADP binding
Source: RefSeq, a predicted model, not a curated record